Molecule: messenger RNA, 1957 nt
Organism: Rhipicephalus sanguineus (brown dog tick)
Lineage: Eukaryota; Metazoa; Arthropoda; Arachnida; Ixodida; Ixodidae
Product: MFS-type transporter SLC18B1
Exons: 14
Coding region: 313-1794 (493 amino acids)
Molecular function (GO): transmembrane transporter activity
Source: RefSeq, a predicted model, not a curated record
GCCGAUGCCUGUCACAUGACCUCGGUACGGCCGCAGCUGUUGCAGUACCGAGGGAGCGCGCGCGCCACCGCAUCCCUGCCGCUUCGACGCAGCCGCAGGGUCGGGACAUGCAAACGCACCCGCGUCGUGGCAAAGAGCCGCGCGCUACGAGCAUUCCGACACAAGAGGCGAAAGCGCGUCCACGGGACAGCGAUUAGAACCGACUCCUCCUGCCGAAACAUGGUGGCCAGUUCAAGGCGAGAGGAGCCAGAUUUUCUGUAACUGCAUCUACGAGGAAUUUUGGGUACAGCUUCGGCCAAGUGGUCAAACGUCAUGCGACAAGAGAGCGGCGGCGGCGGCGGCGGUCGUGCGGUCAAUGGUGGCCCUCGACUCCGAGACGCCGGCGACAAGGCGACUCCGUCGGGUGGCGAGGCUUCGUCAGAGGAGCCUCACCUUCCGCACGGUCCGCUGUGGUCCGGGCACCGCACUUUCCUGAGCAUUUACCGAGAUGACGACGGCAAGCUGUUCGCGCACCGCGACUCCUCCUUCAACUGCAACACCGGCGACGACAACGGCAUUGCUUGGCUCUGGAUGGUGGUUUGGUGCAACUGCUUCAUCAUCAUGGGCCUCUCCCUGCAGGGAUUCAGCCUCCAAUCAUUGGCGACACGUCACGGACUUGACUACUUCGACACUGGCUCCCUGUUCAGUGCAACUAAAGCCACAGCCAUUGUUGGGUCCUUACUGUCUCACAGCCUGAUGUCUGUCAUCUAUCCGAGCCACAUGAUGGUUUUUGGAGUAGUAUUGAAAGCACUGGCUGUAGCUGCGCUUGGAGCCCUACAUUGGCUUCCCGUGAACGAGACUGUAUUCAUGGCGCUGGGCGCGACGGUCAAGUCCAUCGGUGGUGUGGGGCUCUCCCUGUACUUCACGGCCACGUACAGUCUGCUCUUCUACAAACAUCAGAGCUCGUACAUCGUUCCGCUGAUCUUAUCGGAGGUCGCAGUCGGCAUUGGCGGUUUGCUUGGACCAAUACUGGGUUUUGAACUUAUCGAGGUGUGGAUGUACCCGCUUCCCUACUUCGCCGUCGGCGGCUGCAUGCUGCUCGGCAUCCUCAUCGCGGUCGCCCUGCCCCUGGACUCAUGCGUUCCUCUGGAGAAAACGCUCAAGCUGAGCACUUGCAGCGCCGUAGCCUUCCUUGCCGAUGCCCGAGUUCUGGUCGACCUUGUCACGCUGGCCCUGGGAGGCAUCACCAUGGCUCACUUCGACACCACGCUCAUCGCUCACCUCACUUCCGUGAACGUAAGUGACCCUCACGCUGACUACUCAUUCGCCGUCGUUUUCGGAGCUUACGCCAUCGGAGCCAUUAUCUUCGGCGUCGUCACGGCGAAAUUUGAAGCUGACGCCCUUGUCAUUUUCGUUGCCCAACUGGUUUCCUGCGCGGCGUUCCUCUUCGUCGGCCCUGUACAGUUCAUCCCGAUUCCUACAAAGCUUUGGCUUACACGCCUUGGCGUAGGCCUUGCUGGUUUCGCUGCUGCUGGUCAAUUUCUGCCCGUAAUGGCCAGAGUUGUUCAUAGCGCGACGUGGCGCAACCAAUCCAGUGAUUUAUGGACUAUCACGGCAGCGGUCGCUGUUUCAUACGCGGCCAGCCAACUUGGGGGUCUUGCAGCGUCAUUGUUUUCUGCUUACGUUGCCGAUGUCAGUGGCCCUGCGGCUGCCUGCACCGUUUUGUUUAUUAUACAGGCGUCCUGGGCCGUGGCUCGAUUCCUGGUCUGGAUAACGGAAUGCGCAAUGCACGCUCACGCAAGUCGCGUCUCCUGAAGCACAUCUUCGCUUGCAGGCUACGAGGCACAUCUUCAUCCAAUAACCAUCAUUAUCAUUACACAUAUAUAUCUGUAUACCGUCAUCGUCGUUUCAUCGUUCUUUAUUGUGCUCGCAAAAACCUUGCGAAAUAAGCUUGUCAAUAAAGUUUGAAAAAUUCCAA